GACAGUCGCCGCCGUUCUCGACCUCACGUUUAAACGUUUGGUAUGAACCGCCACCGGCAAAAUAACCCUUUCUGAUCGCGUGUCGUGCCGCUUUCGGAUUCUUGGACAUUAUUGAUACCACGAUCUCUAUUUUAACUGGACAUCAGUUAAUACGCGCGAGUGAUAUAACCUCGAUAUACUCUAACCACCUGGUGAUUGCAUUCUUCUAAUAAAACUUUUUUGAGUGCUUAGUUAUCCUGGAUAUAUUUAUUCUCUAAUUUAUAUUACAUCGUUAGUUUCAAAUAGGCUGCUGGGAUCGAUGAUUAUUGAAGCUGAACGUCACUAGUCUAGCCUCGAAAUAUCAUUGUUCAAAAUAAUAUUUAUUAAAACUUAUUUAGUUACUCACCCUUUCACAACAGGUGAGCGAAAAACUGACUAGUGGCCAACAGCUAUCUUCUUGGAAAAUACUUAGUCAUUUAGAUGAGUUGCGCAUUUCUAACCUACUUCAACCCUGAGAGCGCCCUCAACGCCCAGAACGCUCUGCAUGAGAAGCAUACUUUGCCAGGGAUGAACCGCCCCAUCCAAGUGAAACCAGCGGACAGUGAAAACCGCGGAGAUCGUAAGCUGUUCGUGGGUAUGCUUAGUAAGCAACAAACUGAAGAAGAUGUUAGACAACUUUUUGCACCUUUUGGAACUAUAGAGGAGUGUACUAUACUUCGGGGACCGGACGGAGCCAGUAAAGGUUGUGCUUUCGUGAAAUACAGCUCACAUCAAGAAGCACAGGCGGCCAUUAAUAGCUUGCACGGAAGUCAAACUAUGCCAGGAGCUUCCUCCAGUUUAGUAGUGAAGUUUGCAGAUACCGAAAAAGAGCGACAACUUCGACGUAUGCAGCAGAUGGCUGGUAAUAUGAGUCUUCUCAAUCCUUUUGUGUUUAACCAGUUUGGGGCUUACGGAGCCUAUGCACAGUCUGAUUUGUUCCAACAACAAGCUGCUAUAAUGGCAGCUGCUACAGCCCAAGGAACGUAUAUUAAUCCAAUGGCUGCGAUAGCAACGCAGCUACCUCACGCAAUAAAUGGAAUGGCGAAUUCGGCAUUGCAACCAGCCUCAGAUGUACCUGUUGGCGCAGGUAACAGCCAACCCGUUAAUGGUGCAAUUCCAAGUUUACCUUCUCCGACAAUGCCAACGUUCAAUAUGGCGGCACAAACUCCUAACGGCCAACCAGGUGGUCAGGAGCAAGUAUACACUAACGGAAUCCCUCCUCAAACUUACCAAGCACACGCGCUACAUCUGUCCAUACCUGCACAAGGCUUACCGAAUGGCGAGGCUGCGAUACAGCAUCCGGCAUAUCCAGGCAUGCAGCCAGCGUAUCCUGGUGUGGCUUAUCCCGCCGUUUAUGGUCAAUUUCCACAAGCUAUACCACAACCAAUGUCAGCUGUUGCUCCCGCACAAAGAGAAGGUUGCUCAAUAUCAGGUCCUGAAGGCUGCAACCUAUUCAUCUAUCACUUACCACAAGAAUUUGGAGAUGCAGAAUUGAUGCAGAUGUUUCUUCCAUUUGGAAACGUGAUUAGUUCGAAAGUAUUCAUAGAUCGUGCCACGAACCAGAGUAAAUGUUUUGGAUUUGUGUCUUUUGACAACCCAGCGAGUGCUCAAGCCGCAAUUCAAGCGAUGAACGGCUUUCAAAUAGGCAUGAAGAGACUCAAAGUCCAAUUGAAAAGGCCCAAAGACGCUAGCAGACCCUACUAACCCUGGCCCUUAGAAUCGUGGGUACCCCACUUAAGGGUGCUUAUUCGCCACUAGUAUACACUAUAUAUAAAUAUAUAUUAUUAUUAACACUAGUUUAACCUUAAAAACAUACCUGGUGGAGCUCCGAGCACUAUACUGUUGCAAAAAUAAGCUGAGCAGUGUUAAGACUAAUCUACCAAUUUUUAUCGUCACGGCAGAUUGUACAAAAAAAGUUUUACAUUACCGUUCCAAAAAAAGUUGAUAAUUCUAACUAAUAAAAUAGAGAAAAAAAUUAAUAGAAAACUAUAAAAAGAUCUUUAAUUUGAUAAUUAUUCGAAAAUUAAAUUGUUUUACGUUGUCUAUUGUGUUCUUACUUAAAAAGCGGUAUAAUAGCAUCAGGAAAUUGCACAGUUUGUAUUAAAAUCAAAAGUAUUCUGUUCAUUUUACGUUAUUAAUUUCAAAGAAAAUGUAUGAGGUAGUAACGAUUUAAUGUGUUAAACAACUAUCAAAAAGAUUCUCAAUUUAUUACUUUAAUCAAAGCAUAACAUGAAUUUGCCUAUCUCAAUGACCUUAUUCAAAAAAUAAAACGAGGCGAUUAUAUUAGAUUUGUCUGUCAAAUUGCAUUUUCAUGCAGUUUUCCAUCCAAACUGUGUAAGCACCUCACCAACUGCUUGUGGCGGAAGCCAAAACAAUUUCAAAAUAAUAUUUAUAUUCCUGUUAAAAACGUUAAAAAUUCAUUAUUGUGUAGUAAUCGCUUGAAUAAACAAUGUAAUUUUUAGCUUCAACGCAUCCUAAGUACUGUUCAAAUAUGAAAUUUGAAACAAAAACAUUUUCAAAUUGUAGAAAUUUACUCUGUCUAUCUAUCUACAAAAAUUAUUGACAUUAAAAAAGAAAAUAUUGUAACUAAUGAUACUAGAAGUGACUUCCAUGACUAUAAUUCACAUAAAUGGUCAAUAAAAAUCAAAAGGUUCCAUUGCUAAAAUUUUACAAUAGAUUGCAAGUGACCCACAUUUAAAUAUGCUCAGUUAAACUUUUCCAAAUUUCACUUAAAUGAGUAUUAUAAAGCUUUAUUUUUGUACCAUCCGCCUGUGAACUCUUGAACCGAAUUUUAAAAGUUAGUCUACUCGCCUGUUUGUGCAACCCAAACCAAAUUAUGAGAAAUGCGACUGCGCUACUAAACCACAAACUCUCUCUUCUCGAGAAAUUCCAAAUGGGCUGUGAUUAAAUAACAAAUCAGUGUUUGAUUGUACAGGCCGUUUUGUAUUCUCGUCUACGUGAAAUAUUGUAUUUAUUUUCAAAUUAUUCUGUGCUCCUUGUAAGUCCUUGUAAGUAUUAAAUGUGUGUGUUUAACUGUUAUUCGAUAAGAUAAGAUAAAAAUGUAAAGGUAACUUUAUGCAAAAGCGAUUAUCUAAAUUGGUGAGGGAUAAUUGAAACGCCAUUAAAUUGAACUUUUAUUGCUUUAGUAGCUAUAAAUACAUAUUGAAAUACUUAUAAUAGUUACAUACAUUUUUCUAAAUGAUAGCUUAAAACCAUUAAUAUAAUUAUUUUGUUGGAAACAUAUUUCAAUGAAACAGACGCUCAUAAUAAUUCAUUGUUAGCUUUUCAAAUGUAGUUAGUAGUAUGUUGAUAUAGUAUUAUACAUCAUACUCUUCAUUUGAUUAUACCCAGAUAGGUUACAUUGAUACGAAGUAACAAAAAAUUCGAAAUCAUCUAAAAUAUUGGUAAAGAGCUGUGAAAUUUUGAUAAUAGUCAUACAUAAUCAUCGUAUAAUUGAAGUUUUAUCCACACUUACGACUUAUAAAAAGUACCACUUCAUCAAACAGAGGAUAAACGAAAUUACGUACUCUACUACAAAAUAAUAAAAAACAAAUAUACAAUUUACCAAUAUUUAUAUGAAUUUAAAUCUUUAUCUCAUCAUAUUUCACUUCGAGUCCAUUAAUAACAAGUUUGCAGUCAUCUAUGGUCUCAGAAUUCAUAGUUCUUGAUAAAUUUCUAGACUCAUAUGAUGUUACCUCUUCUAAGAAACGGUUGGUACUACUUUGAUAUAUUAAAUUUAUUUAAUAUAAAAUCCUGUUGACCUAUUAUGUACCCCAGACUAUUCAACUGUCAGGUAGUAACGACUUUACAAAGUGUGCUGUCUUUUGGCUAUGAGGCUUACCCUUUCUGAGUUUAAGAAGUUUCACACUCUCAGGGGAACUGUUUGUUGGGUUUCUUUGGUUCGAUGAUAAACUGACAAGAGCUAUUGUGAGUUUCUCCGAUGUUUUUCAUAUGGUAAUUCACCGGAAAGUGUCCAGUGACUAUACCAGUAACUCUUCUUAAGUCAUAUUUGCUUAAAGGAAGGGCGUUCCGAGAUCAGCUGAUAGAAUGGAAAAGGAAUCUCUGCGAUUGUUCCACAACUGGGAUCUUUUUGCAUAUUUCCAAUUUCUUCUCAUUUUCUCACUUUUUUAAGACUAUUACCUGAUGGCUUUUUGGGGAACCUAUAAUUUGUAAAUUCUCAAAAUAACUUUCACAGUAAUAUCAAGACAUUAUGAAGACAGUGCUUAUUCUAAUAAGGAUUAUCGUAAAAACAUCUGUCGUCUAAUAACAUCUUCGAAUAUGAAAAUAUCGAUUCAAACAUCCCUCUAGUGUGUUGAUGGUUGAUCCUGCUCCUAUAAUUGAAAAUUUUCUCGUACUGCCAGUCUUCGUAUCUGGUAUCUCAAGAAACAGACAUACGUCAACACAAAACAUGAAAAGUAUUGCUAUUAUUUAGUUUAUUAACUAAUCUAUGUUAAAUAAAUAUUUACUCAUCAAAUAUCCUUUGCUGUAAUCUUUUGCAAAAGAUUCUUCGCAUCCACGAGCGUUAUGUCCUUCUUCGUAUUGUAUGUUAUGUACUCAUGGAAUUUGAUACUUUUUCUUCAUAUUUAAAGAAUUAUAUAACAGAAGUUUCGUAUUAAUUGUCAUUACGUUUUCUUGUUACUUGUUGCUCUUGCAUCUGCAUAACCUUGUUGCGUUUCUUAUCAGUCACACAGACAAUUGAAAAUAUUAAUCACAGCUAAACAUUCUGAGAAAACUCAACAAAAAGUGAAGUUAUGAUUUAAAAUCGUUUUCCGUAGCCGUGUGCUGAAUCAAAUUGCAUAUUAUGUUCGUUCUUAUUUAUAGGCGAAAAUUAUUUACCAGUCAGUUUUCCAGCAAUUCAAAAAACCUAAUAUUUAGUAACUAAUGUUUAUUGUGAAAUGUACGAUAUAGCAAUAUUCAGAGAUCCCUAUCUGGCAGUUUUACAUUCUUUUUAUUAUUAUUACUGCUCCCAGGUAAUGAUAUACUCACCUAGAUAAUAUUUAGUAGUUUCUAUAAGGGAGCACAUACAAUUUUUCUGAGAUCUCUUUUAAUUUCAGUUUAAUGUGCAUCGACAGCGGUGGUCAUUGGUACAGAAACAAAAAAUAUACAAAUUGUAUAAAGAACUAUCAAAUAAAUUAUAUUGAAUUAUAGUUUCUGGUAUAGGUUGGUAGCUUUGAAAAACUCAAAGAUUCUUUUGAUCUCUGUGAGGCAAUUAAGAGUUUCGUUAAGGCUAGAGUUCAGAUUAAAAUAUUGGUAUGUUGUAGAGUAUAGUAAGCUUUUUAAAUAGGGUACAACAUUGGAAAAGUACAAAAGAAAAUAAGCGUGUUAUUCAUUAGGAAUUUAGAUCAUCCGAUCUUGAGAAGUAAUUUUCGUAUAGCUACUUAAGAAUAAGUAGAUCGGUUGAUAAAGAUACCUAUAGCUUUUCACGUAUAACAAAAUAACAAUUUUUCAAUUCGCAUUUCAUUGGAACAAAUCUAUCCAAAUGACGUUAUAUCAAUUUUUCUAAAAAAUCCAUUUGAUUAGUUUAUUAUCUAUAUACUAUUGAUUGAAAUAAUGGAGAAAAAAAUUGCUAGAUAUAACAGAGACAAUCAUAUUCAAUUUUUAUGAUGGUUGUACUAGAAGUAAUCACUUCUAUAGAAAUUAUGAAGUAGAUAUUAAUCGGAUGAAUCAAAAGUUUUUCAAUACCAGAUAAUCGUUGUUGUAUAAGUUUACCGUAAAUCUACAGGGGUGGUGGUGCUAUCGCUAAUUCAGUUGCCAAAUUUAGUCCAGGUAUGUUUUCCUGUGAUGCAACGCUAGUCACAGCGGCUCGGAGAAGUUAUUUAAUUAAGGAGAUCUUUCUCAUAGAGUCCACUUGGAACGUUUUGAAUUGUUAAAUUUGAUUCGCCAGGUUUAGAUGAAAUACAAAGUUAAGGUUGUGAGAAAGUUGAUUCGAUCGAUUUGUCAUUUUUGAUUACAUCAGAAUGAAGUGUGUUGAAAAAUACCGUGGAAAUAAUACGAUAUUUAGUUUGAUUUGAUAACUCAAUUGGAAUAUUUUAAUAUGGGGCUGUUACUAGAAUAUAAUCUUUGUUUCAUGUCGCACCAUAUUCUAGAAAGUUAAUAGAAAUUUUUAUGCCAUUCGUCAUUAAAAUUCAUUCCAGAUUCCGUAAAAACUUUGAAGUAUUCAAAAUAAUGCUGUUUAUUUAAUUAAUUGGAUAAUUUUAUGAAUAACGUGAGAUCAAAUCAAGAUAUAGGUUGUCACAAAUAAUUUUAUGAAUUAUAUAAUCCACAAUUAGUUCGCCAAUCAUCAUCUCUAAGUUCAAGUGAAUUUUAUUUCAAUAAAUAGACAGAUGAGAGCUUGUGUCAUGGUUCAUUGAUACAAGCUCUCUGCUUAAGAAAUAUCAUCUUUUUGACUACCAUCUAAAUUUUUCAAAUACGUUCUCAAGUUCCACAUCGGUUGAAUAUAUAAAAGAAAAUUCAAAUAAAUAAUUGACUCGAGAGUUUUAAUAUACAAAAAUUCGUUUAGUCUUGUAAACAUUAGUUACGAAUCUGUACCAAUAAGUUCAUAUAUUUAAUUAGAUUUUCUGAUGAAAUCGUAUUAGGAUUGUUAGUUUAAAUGACAAAUUAUCGGUGAUAUUUUCUUGUGUAUAUGAAUGUAUAAGAAAAUCUUGUCAAAUUUCUGAUAAUAGAGAAAAAUAUGUGUGGAUUCAUGUCACACAAACAUUUAAUUAGAAUUUUAAGAGAUGUAGUAUGAACUAAAAAGGGCAUAUCAACUGUGAAGUUGUUUUAUUCAGCUACUUCUCUAAUAAUUUAUUGUUAAAUGAUUAAAUUAAAUAUGAUCGCGAUCUUGUGUUGAUUUUGUUUGUUUGAAAUCGAAAAAUUGUUCGUUUUAAAUGGACUCUAGAAGUUGUAUGUCAGGGCUCCAAUAUUUUUUGAAUUGUUUAAAGAGCCAAUGACGUAAUAUUUAUAUAUAUUUAUUUAAUAAUACCUAUACAAAAAAUAUAGUAUAAUAUUUCUACUAAAUUUUAAGUGACAUAAUCCUUAAAAAGUACCAACUAUAUAUUAAUAUGUAAAUUAUUAGCGGUAGAGCGUAGGAUAGACCAGAAGAGAACACAAUUAAAGAGUGGUCGAGAUACCAAAAAUGGUAUAGCCAUCAGUAGAAGAACUAAGCGAAAUCAAGGCCCCUUCUUUUGUGAGUGACGUCAGCCACUAGGAAGCGGUAAUUGCCUAGGCUUAUUUCUUCUGCUCUUUUAUCGAUUUUAGAACAAUAUGUUCGCGAUUUAUGAAUUUUAUCAAAUGUAAGUAAGUUUAUUAUAUCAAACAAGUGCGUUUUCGCCAAAAUAGUUGUUGAGGAGUUAGUUUAUGCUUUGCGGACGAAUCAGUCCCAGGCCAGGAAAAGGGGAGUGGGUUGCAUCACUCGGCUGGGCCACUCUAGUCAAAUUAUCAAGCCAUUGGCUGAAUUAGUUAAUAUUAGACUUAAUUUAGACUCUCUCGAUGGCUACCUUGUUUACUAUUAUUAGAGUUUUAUGUCUUAUUAAUACUAAAUAUUUCAUUAAACGCACAAAUAACCUGUUAACUAAAAACUGUGGAUAUAUUUGAAGAUAUACAAUGAAGUUUUUUCAAAUAUUAUCAAUAGAAAUCGAAUGUUAAUUCAAUGUGUGUAGCAGUUGAAAUGCUCAUAUCAUACAUUUAAUUGACAAGGUACCUCAAACUGUAUAUACUUGGUUUUCUGAUAUAAUAAUUAAUAAAUAAAUAUAUGGAGACGUACAGCAACAAUCUUUAAAUUCACAGUUUUACAAUAUUUGAUACAUUUCCUUAAGUUUUUUAUGUCCUUUAGAGUAGUCCAAACUACUCACUAGAAAAUAAAUUCGGAGCUAUAAAUAUUGUUUAUUUUGUAUUGAACCAAUAUUUCGAAAAAUAUAUUAUAUGAAAUCAAGGGUUGUGACAGUAUAAAACGCUCAAAUCAAAUCACCGUUUGAAAAUGAAAACUAAUAUCCAUAUAUCGGAUCUAAUUAAUUAUGAAAAAUAUCUAAGUAUCACUCCAAAUAGACUACAUACAACUGAAACUCUUUGUAACGACAAGAAAUUAAAAAAAUGGAAGAAAUCUGAAAACUUAAGCUCAUUCUUCCCAAUAUUUUCACGAUAUGUAAUUCUUAAGUCAACCUUAUUAACAAUACAAAGCUUGUUUGUAAUUCAUAAAAAAGCCGUAUCUUUCUGGGUUGUUACAUUCCAUCCUAUAUCAAUAUCAUAAGAAAGCACAGAUUAUGUCUGCUGUACAUUUAACAACCUGCUACCAAGCAUGCUUCAUAAAUAUUCAAUUAGAGACGAUCGGAAGAUAUUGCUGGCCAUGAUAAACAUGUUGAUGUUAAUCCAUUAAUGCUAUAGAUUCUUCAGCAAUCUUGGAAUUGUUGAAAAAUAGUCUGAUUUCAUUUAUGAUCUUCAUGAAUUCUCUUUCUAUAACAGAGCAGUCGACCACCCAGUACGGAGAAUGAGAAAAAGUAUAAAAACUUCAUUAUCGACGAUAUAUUGUGCCCUAAUUCAAGAUUACCUCUGCGUUGAUACUGCUUAACUGUUCUCUAAGAAUCAAAAGCUUUAUCGACGAUCUAAUCGUUCUAUAUUGACCUCGACUAUCUUAAGCGCUAUCCUUUUAUCGAUAGAAUAGCUUCCAAUCUGUCAAUACCAUUUAGUUGUGACACUACUACGCAUCAAACUACCAUAAAACUCAACGGAUAAAGUCGAUAAUCUAAUCAUUUCUUUCAUUAGUAAAUUUGGAGAUGUAGCUUUGUUUUGUCAAUCAGUUUAUUAUUUGAAUAAUAUAACUAUUUUUUUAUAAGCAUUUGGGAUCCUAUUUUGGUCUCAUUUGAUUCACCUAGUACUGUCCAGGUUUUGGUAUCUUUGUCAGUCUAAUGAAUACUUUUUCUUUUGCAAGACAAUAGUUCAUUAAUACAUCACAUUUUCUAGAAAAUUAUACAGUUACUUCGUUGUUAUCAUUGUCCAAUUGUCCAAAUAAUUCAUACGCUGUAAAUAAAUUGAUUAAGAAAAUGAAUUUCUAAUAAUGUACUCAUGGUAGUCAUUAUAGUGUUAAGAUAUAUAUUUAGUGAACAUAUAUAAUAUUUAUUGCAUCUAAUGUAUUUAGAUAUACAAUUAUAUUUUUAUUAUAAUUUUAUUCAUAAUUUCGCCUGAGAAACUAUCGUGCAAUAUAAACAGGAACGACUGAUAAUAUCGUUGUAUAAAACUGAACUUAAUAUUAUUUAACUUUUUACAACAAAAGUGAACUUUUUUAUGUCAAUAGUUUGUUAGAUACUUUUUCUCAAAAAGAUCUUGUUCAUAUGAUGACAAAAUAAGCAAAAAGAAAACGGUAGUACUGUGUUUGGGUUUGACAAUUGUCAAUAUUUUAAACUGUAAAUAUAAAUAUAAGUAAAUUGAAAUGUCAACAACACUUAUGCUAGACAGUUGACCUAUUAUAAUAUGAUAAUGAUCUUGUUUUACCGAUUAAAAAUAUUUAUCUACAACUUUUUGUAAAUGAAUCGAUAAUAAUGCCUUUUGAAGGCAAUAACAUCACCUUUUCAACCCGUUAACAUCAUAUAGCUCUCACAUAUGGGUCAUUGAAUAUUUUGCUAAUAUAUUAUACAAGUUUGAAAUCAAAUAUCAAUUUUUACCUAGUAACCUUAGACACAUUGUUGCACUAAUUCUAAAGAAAAUAAUACAGUUUGUGUUGAACUCACACUAAAUAUUACAAUGUUAUGGAUUAUAAUGAAAAUAUUUCAUAUAUCUUGUAGACAAUAAUUCUAUAUAUUAUAAUUAUAUUCACUACAAUCUGACGAAAAUAGAUCAAAUUAGAUCAUUUCCUAAUUUGGUCAAUGUAUUGGGCCACCUAUUUUUGAUAAAAUUUAUCAAAUUCCAAACAAGUACUACCCAGAGGCUAUUAUGUGAAUAUCCAACAAUAAAAAUUAAUAAUAUCACUUAAAUUUAUACACCACAACCGUAAAAUUACAUGAAGAAGGUAAUAAUAUAUUAAUUUGUAUGUAUUUCUUCUCUAGUAAAAAUCGUAAAAUGAAUUAGGUGAUACUAUUAAUUGAUAUUUUUUCAAGUACUGAAUGAUAUUUACACUUUAGUCCACUCCAAAAAACUAACCGGACCUACAUUUUCAUCGUUUUGGACGGAAAAAAAAAUGUAAUUAUAAUAUUUAAGUAAAAUUAAUAUGUGCCGCUAUACAUUUUAUUUAGUAGUAGUGCAUUCCACGCUUGCUAAAUGACAUUCCUUGGGCGCUGGAAAUGAAAAAAAUAUUUCAAUAUUUUUUGAGUAUUGACCAGACCGAAAGGGAGGGUGACAGCUCCCAGCCUAUCAGUAGACUAUAAAUAUAAUAUAAUUAACUAAAGAAAUCUAAUAAUUUUAUUUAAAAUAUAUUAUUUAUUAUAGUGAAUUUAGAUAUCUGAUGAAAAUCGGUGAAUCAUACUUUUUCCUCUAGUAUUCAAACUAUCAUUCAAACUCUUUAUCAAACUGAGUUGAAAUUUCGGAAACCGUUGGCGAUAUUCAUACUGAAUACACUGAUUACACCAUCACUACACCAACACUCACGUUUACAAUGUCUGACACGCGUUUCGAUAACCAAGUUAUCGUCUUCAGAUACUGAAGGUAAACUUAAAUCUAAUGACUUGACUUACCUGUUUUAUACUGAAUUUUUCCACCAAUAAACCUUGACUACUAAACUAUAGAAUGGGCCGUAAGAAAUUUAACAAUUUACACUAUUAGUUAUGAUUGUGACUGGCAGCGUGAUCAGCAAUAGCUGAUUUUCCGGUCCGUCCAUAUUUCAAAUGAGCUAUGUGCUCUUUAAACCGGACAAUAACGGACCUCCUAGUCUGACCAAUAUACUUUCCGUCACAAUCACCACAACUAAUUUCAUACACAUCAAUCCUUUCCAAGUUUGGUAUUUUAUCCUUAGGAUUUCCCCACAAUCCAACAAUGUAUUAAUGGUUUUAUUAACCAAUUUGAAACCUACUCUGCUAAAUAUUCAAUCUCUUUGUAUAAACAGGAUUGAAAGGUACCAGAUAUGUACCAGAAUGUAUCUGCACGUAGCGGUGUUUUCCUAGAAACUUCAAACUCUAGCCUAUUACUAUUCCUAUUUACUAAAGUAUCUAAAAUGAAUUCGUCACACUUUUGAUUCAUAUUCAGUAUUUAAUGUUGUCUAAACAACAUUUUCCUCAUUACUUUUAGUACUGAUUUUCAAAAUUGAUUUCCUUCUAUUAAACCAAUAAUAAAUUAUUGAACUUUAAAAAUUUUUUAGUGAUAUGACAUCAACUCCACUUGUACAAAUGAAUGUUAGUUAGAUAUAAUACAUUGUCAAAACUUGGGUUAAUGGCAAGAGGUCGUGAAGUGAGAUUUCUUCUCCAAUGUCAGUUUUUCAAGAUUCUUUCACAAAAGUUUAUUAUUCCUUAGAAUAAAACUUUAAGGGUUUUUUACUUUGUAUUGUAUCUGUUAUUAGUAUAAAGUUUGAAAUUGAGGAAGUUGUUUCAGUUCAUUGGUUUCCAAUUUUUCCAAUCAACAGUUAUAUCAAUUUAAAUUGGUUAACUCUUUGAAAAUAUAUACUUAUUUUUAAGUAUAUAUUCAACAAAAUUUUCAAAUAUUAAUGUACUGUAUUAGAUUUCUUGUGUACAAUAAAAUUACAUUAUAUUUAUGUAGGUUUACAAAAUGUCUUCAAACGUGGUCUCCCCAAUCAACAGUAAAGUAAUGUCUAAACGCAGCGACGUGAUUCAAGGAUACAGGGUAUGUUUUUGCAAUUAUUUGUGUAACUGUUUUCUUCGUCGUGUGGGAGCGGGACGCAUUUUUCAAAGUCCGCAACCAAUAGGCGAGUCGCUAUCUCGUCGAAUGCGGUUUUUGCAAUUCUAAUAUAGAUUUUCUACGACACUAGAUCCAAAGAUAUACCAAUAAAAUGUGCUUAUACAUUUUAGUUACAUCUAUCAAAUUUUUUGUUGUACUGAUAUACAAAAGUUGAUAAUAAACAAGCUGAAGAUCAAUUUCACAUUCUCCUCAGACAAAUAACUAUUUAAAUUCCUAUAAUAUUAACUAGUUGACACUCUUAUAAAACUAUCCUCAAACUUAAACAUGAUCACAAGGUUACUAAAGCACAUUUUAUAUUGAAGCCCACAAAAAUUGGACUGUGAUGGAAGCUGUAAUACAAUUAAUUUGUUGCAAACUACAAAUUUACUAAAUGAAUUAUUUUGUAUAGUUAUAUUUGAAACAAUAUCAAAAAAUUUUUUUCUUUUCAUCGUGAAUGGAUUAUUUCUGGAUCUAGUUUUAGGCAAAUUUAGGAAAAUCUCUAUUGAUAUUACAACAACUGGUCGAUUUCAUCCCAUACUGUAUAUAUAUUGGGGUCCAUUUAGUGCACCGUUUUAUACAAAUGUAAUGGUCCUUUUUCUGUCACAGACAAAAAUUGUACCUGUCUUCAAUGAAAAUAAAAAAAAAAUAUUUCAAUGCUGAAACAUAUAGUAAGCGCUUAAUCAUGAUUUGUUUUCAAAUGGCAAGUCUAAAUAACUAAUUCAUCAGCUAAACUAAAGUAUAUCUAUAAUUUCAAAAACAAUUUAGUAUAUUUAAAUGAUAAGCAUCCCGUUUAACUAUUUUCUCUGUUUCCUCCAAUAUUCUCAUAUUUUUCAAUUUAGUACUAAUUUAUCGAGUCCAAAUAGAAAGUUCAUAAAGGGUAUAAAAAUUUUUGUAUCUAGAUCCGACUUUUUAUUAUCGCUUUAUAUAACGCUACUGUUUCGUUUUCUAAAUUUUAAUUUUAUUAAUAACAUGAUUCAAUUAGCUGAUGUAUUAGGUAUUCUAGACAUUCUGUAAAAUGGAUCUAGUUCCAUAGAUGCAUCGACCCAUUCUCAUUCAUUAAUCUUAGCUACAAGUAGAGUAGUAGGGGUUUUAGAUCUAGUUUUUUUCCAAAAAAAUGAAAAAAUUAUAUGUAUGACAUGAGUUAACAUCAAUAUUGCCAGGUACUGGUCUCGUAAUUCAUUAAAAAAAUUAUUUUAUAUCGUCUGGAGCAAUAGACUAUCAACAAACUUAUGUUUAAAAUAUCUUUAUAAACUAUGUACAAAGUAAGGUGCAAUACAACUAUUUUUAUAUUUUUGAGCAGUAUGAAAAUCAAAUGUAUGCUAUAUAUUUAACUAUUCGACACACAAUGAUUCCAUCAUAGUUUAAUUUAGUUUUUUUAUUUUUUUAACUACUACACGUAGAUAUCACAACUAGAUAUUAAAUGGAAAAUAUACACUGAUAGGUUCUUAAGUUACUUGAACAAGAGCGUGAAUUAAUGAUGAUGAUUGAAUCGUACUGAAUUAACUGAUACAAACAUUAUUACAGCUUUCUAAUAAGCCCUUCAAUGUGUUUUAUAAAUAUUCCUAAAUACAUUUUUCAAUUGAAUGAUAAUAAUAUAUUAAGUAUAUGCGUUUUUUCUGUUCUAGUCAAUGUGGAUCUCAUUCGAUUACUGUACAUAUUUUGCAUAUAUCUAUUAUAUUUAUACUGAUAUAGAUAACGUAGAUGUUAAAAUUAGGACGAUAAGUAUGAAUUUUGUGCCAUAACUUCGUAUCGAACUAGUAUUUUAACUCGCUUUACAAAUAAUCUGUUUUCAAGUUCUAUAGGUGAUUUGAAAAAAAUUAUUCACACAUAAAUUAAAAGCGUGCGAAGGUCCAUCCAUUAGAUGAAUACUACAGAUUUCUCUAAUGCGAAAACUGAAUUAAAAUUUGUUUAAAUUAAUUCCUCAAUAGUUUUAGUUGAAAAGUAUAUUGAGUAAAAUUAUGAUAUAGUCUAUUGCUUCACAAAUUACCCAACAUUUUGAUGCUGGGACCAACUUAUUCAAUCUAGUCGUUUUGUUUUUAAGUUUUCAAAAUGUUAUUCAUAUAAUACGAAUGUUGCUAUUUAUUUAUUUAUUUAUUUAUUUUAAUUUAUUUCUUAUUUAUUCUCAUUUUAGUGAUAUUACAUAUUCUGUAAAUCGCUUAUUAUCAUAUAUUAUGCAAGUGAAAGAUUUAUUACACAAAAUACUUCUUUAAAUGCUGCAAAAUCAGCAAGUUUCUAGUUUUAAGUAUAUUUGAAACUUUUUAUAAAAUUGAUGAAUGAUUUGGAGUACUUUUGAAACAUGUCAUCUAUUAAAAAAUUACACCUCUAUUUCCGUUUCCAGCUAAUAUGUAUAUUAUUUGAAAAACGGACAAUAAAAUUUAGUUUUUUAAAUAAAAUGAUAUUUUUUUAUUGCAUUUUUAAUAGUCAACAUAAAAAUUGUUAAUAAAUUUACUGAGAAAAUAUUUGUUGUAUAAUUGUUAGGGCGGUCGUUGAAAAUUAAAUUUUUUGCGAUGCUACCUAAAAACCUUUUUUUGAUAAACAAACACUAGGAAACUUUUUUUAAUUGAAAACAAUAUGUUUCUAAACACGAUUUGAGAUCAAAUUUUGGUAUAAUAAUCUUUUUUUGGAAAUUUUUCGGAAUAAAUAAAAUUUGAUUCGAAAUAUGAAAAAUUGUAAAACUCAAAUCAAUAAACAUAACGAUAUUGGGUCCAAAUAAUAAGAAAGUAACAUCUAAAUUCAAAAGUUUUCUAUAUUGAUUGAAUCUACUAAAUAAAAAAAUAUUUAAAUUCAAAAUUACGUUACUAAAUGUUUUCGAUUUUAGGUCUCUUCUGUUACAACUGUUACUUCUGUUACGGUUUUUUUUUAAAUGUUAAAUAAAAUUAGUCUAAACGUCAAUGUUUUUCUAUCUUUCAAAAAUUAUUAAAAAAACUAAUUUUGAAACAGAAGAAACUUAAAAUCAUGGACAGUUAGAAACCUAAACAUAUCAAAAUGUCUAAGAAAAAAGAAAUUGAAGAAAUUUAAAAUAAUAUUAGUACAAACAUUUUAAUAUUUAGAUUCCUUAAGUCAAAGUGACCUUUAUUUCGUAUUUUUAAUGCCUUCUCUUCUAUAAUCAUCUAAGAUUUUGAUGAAGAAUUGUUUCUGUCAUUCAUCUUUUAUAAACAAAUCGUUGUACUCUUUCAUUUAACGUUUAAUCAACUUAGAUCAUGAAGAAGCACGUGUUGUCUUGAAUUAAAACAAAUUCCAAGUGUUUUUCAUCAAAAAGAAGCUUUUUAGAUGGCGUCACAAAGAAUACCAUUCUCAAUGACCAUCUUAAUACUGCAAUAUGCUUUUGGAAACAAAAUUAUUCUGACAAAAUUGCAGUUAUUAUAUUCACUUUUUUUUCUAUUGAUAUAAUUCUCUUUCGCUUGUAUAAUGAAGAUAUUGUUAAAAAAAAAACAAGAAAAACGCAAGUACCUAUAUUGUCUAUCGAAUUAAACACAAACAUCAAAUUGUAGCCAUACCCCGUUGCAUGUCGAGUUUUAUUACAUUUUACACAAAAUAAUUAUAAUAAAUUAUUAACAAUAUAUUAUAUUAUAAUAGUAGAUAAUUUAAAUUUAAAAAUAUUAAUAAUCUGCUAAACUUGUAAUACGAUACUGUAAAAACAUAUAAAUAAAAAUAGACAAUUAUUGAUUGCGUCAACUUUCUAUAAACUUUGUGUCAUCAAUAGAUUCAGACAUAAAAACUAACAGUUUCUUAAUUAUUGACAUGCUGUACGCAAAAUGGGUGGAAAAUUUUGUUAAAAGAUUCGAAGAAAUAGAGAAAUAUCUGAUCCUGACGUGAUUUCCUUUUAGUUCAUAGAAUCUCUAAUAGAAAUUAUUGAAGUAUACAGCUAUAAGUAUAUUUAAAUAUUCACAUAAUAUAUAUUUUGUCGAAUACGAUAAUGAGUUCUAAAAUCAGUAACGAUUCAUCGUAUACAUUAAUUGAAUAAAAAUCAGAGGGAAUUAAAAACUUUAUCUACUAUAACCAUCAACUGUCACGUAAAAAAAUAGUCUUUCAUUUAACGAAACAAAGUAGGAGAUUUUUGAUUCAGUAUCAUAAAAUUUAAGUAAAGUUAAGUAAAGUAGCCAUAAUGUCACAACCAAUCGUUUCAAGUGUCUACCUGGCUCUUUAUCACUGUAAUGACAAAGUUUCAUUCAAAUUUCUGGUACUUAUUAGGUUACAUUUUUUGUCUUACUUUUUUCUCUGUUAUAAUGACGUCUGGUUAUUAAAUAACCCUAAAGACUGCUAUCCUACAACUUUUCUCUUCUCGCCACACAACGUUUUAUCAAUUUUUUUCCGUUUGCCAGAACUGGAAAAUAAUUCAUAGACGUACAAAAUUUCAGUAAUUAUUCCAUAAGUUUUAAAAUUAUCUAAGACAUCAAUUUCUAUUACGGUUUGAGGAGAUGAAAAAGAUACCUUAGAAAACAUGCGACGUAACAUCUUAUAGCACUAAGUUUUUAUUUCAUAUCUUCGACAACAAAAAAACUUUAGUAUCCAAAAACAAUGUAAAACUAUCAUAUAUUCUUUGGUUACAUAAUGUUUAUUAUACAUUCACAACAUCACUUUGAAUUUUCAGCAAUUUUCAUUCACUUGUCAAACAAGCGUUUGCGAACUUCAAUACCCGCCACAAAAUUUUAACUUCUGUUAUAUUGUGCCGUGAUCUUGGUUGUUAUGAAGAUUAGACAACUCGUGACGGAAGACUAUGCAGCUCGAGAUUUUAUUUAUGAAUUGAAAAAAAAAAUAAAAUAUAUAUUUACAUUCUAAACAUAUAACACUACACAUAAAAAACAAUAAAAA
Messenger RNA from Diorhabda carinulata, 16620 nucleotides. RefSeq names its product CUGBP Elav-like family member 4. The record is from RefSeq and is a predicted model, not a curated record. Gene Ontology annotation, biological process: regulation of alternative mRNA splicing, via spliceosome; mRNA splice site recognition. The coding region runs from base 460 to 1722 and encodes 420 amino acids. Gene Ontology annotation, cellular component: nucleus; cytoplasm; ribonucleoprotein complex. Lineage: Eukaryota; Metazoa; Arthropoda; Insecta; Coleoptera; Chrysomelidae. Gene Ontology annotation, molecular function: mRNA binding. The transcript has 13 exons.